AUGCUUUACAAAUCAGUUAUUUCUUUGGUACUCGCAACCAGUUCUUUAGUUUGGGCAGAUAAUGAUACCAAAACCAAAACUGCAAAAUUAAAAGACACCACGACCUCAAUCAAUCCAUGUUCGCAAAGAACUACACUUCGUGAAGCAACUGCCAUUCAACAACUAAUUGCGUGUGAGACUUUGGCUGGCGAAAUCAUCAUUACUGGCAAUGAAGUUGUUGCUCUUGACUUGUCCCAAGUUGAAGAGAUUACCGGAGAUGUCAGCAUUCGCAACUCGCCUUCAAUAAUUUCUUUAAACUUGAACCGUUUGGAAACCAUUAGCGGUUCCUUGGUGUUGAACAACAACACUCAAUUAACCUCAAUCGAUUUAACUUCAUUAACCGAUGCAGAUAAUUUGCAAUUUAUUUCAUUACCGGCAUUCUCAACAUUAAACUUGAACCAAGGCGUUAGAACCGCUGGCAGAGUCGUCUUGUCUGAUACUGCAUUGGAAAACUUGAAUGGCUUGGCUGCAUUUGAUACUAUUGACUAUAUGAAUAUCAACAAUAACAAGAAUAUGAUCAAUGUUGCAUUUUCCAAUUUGGAAACUGUUAAGGACUCCUUGAUUAUUAGUUUCAACAAUGAUGAUGCAAUUGUUAAUUUAGACUCUUUGAAAUGGGCAUCCAACUUGACGGUACAGGAUGUUGCUGAGCUUUCUGCACAAAACUUGACUGCUGUUAAUGGUUCUUUGCAGAUUAGUUAUAAUGGCUUUGAAUCAGUCAAUUUGACAAAAUUGACCAAUGUGGGCUCAUCAUUGCAAAUAUUUGCCAAUGACGCAUUAAUCAGCUUGGAUUUGCACCGUUUAGAGGAAAUUGGCGGUGAAUUGAGCAUGUUCAACAAUACUGAGUUGGAAGAUGCACAAGAUUCAUUUGAGAGUUUGGAAAGAGUUAGGGGUGCAGUUAGUAUCUCUGGUAAUUUGGUGAAUUUCUCAAUGCCAAGUUUGAACAGGGUCAAUGGUGAUUUCGAAUUGCGCUCAACUUCUGAGGAUCUUGAUUGUUCUGAGUUUGACGAGUUGCAUGAUGAAGGAAAUAUCGAGGGCCACAAUUAUGUUUGCUCACAUGCAGAACAACUGGAGACGUCAACAGCUCAAGCAACAUCUGAUGCCACUACUGGCAGUUCAGAUACUUCCCCAGACAAAGAAAGCGCAGGAGAAAGAUUGUUUGUUCCCACAAUCUUUGCUGCGGGUAUUGUAGCAGGUUUUUUCUUUGCAAUCAUGUAA
Messenger RNA from Lodderomyces elongisporus, 1254 nucleotides. It is a transcript of the gene ECM331, whose product is annotated as Ecm331p. Gene Ontology annotation, cellular component: fungal-type cell wall; plasma membrane. The transcript has a single exon. Gene Ontology annotation, biological process: fungal-type cell wall organization. Lineage: Eukaryota; Fungi; Ascomycota; Pichiomycetes; Serinales; Debaryomycetaceae. The record is from RefSeq and is a predicted model, not a curated record. Bases 1 to 1254 code for a protein of 417 amino acids.